Messenger RNA from Brienomyrus brachyistius, 6073 nucleotides. RefSeq names its product forkhead box O4 (gene foxo4). NCBI's taxonomy places the organism in Eukaryota, Metazoa, Chordata, Actinopteri, Osteoglossiformes, Mormyridae. The transcript has 3 exons. Gene Ontology annotation, cellular component: nucleus. Gene Ontology annotation, molecular function: RNA polymerase II cis-regulatory region sequence-specific DNA binding; DNA-binding transcription factor activity, RNA polymerase II-specific. The record is from RefSeq and is a predicted model, not a curated record. Gene Ontology annotation, biological process: regulation of transcription by RNA polymerase II. Bases 1965 to 3797 code for a protein of 610 amino acids.
CACAUGACUGCAUUUCCCGGCGCUCUACAGCACGCAAGCGCAGAUCGUGUCGCUCUGCUGUGGUAAACAGACGUCAGAAGGGAGUCUUCGCGUCGAGUCAAAACAAAACAAAAAAACUGAGAGGAAUGAGAAUUUUGCUGUACACUCAGGCAGUGUAAGAACACCGAGUACUGAAAAGGACAGUCGUCGAAAAGAAGAGAUACGAGAGUAUCAUUUGACAACUUCUUGGAUAUUAACUCCAAAAUAGCUGGCGCCGGCUAACGUUAGCAAGCUAACAGUUUGUCAUGUUGAAAGAGACGCGUUUUAGUUUUGCCUGAGAGCCCGUGAACUGAAUGAGAAGUGUCGGAGAGCCGUGGUGUGUCCUCCUGGCGUGAGAUAUUCACUGGAUGGGACUGAAAAUACGUUUGGAAGACUAGAGGAACGCAUAGAAAGGCGCUUCUGUGCGACCUGUGCCAGCGCGAGUGACCAUCGCGUCUCCAGAAACAUGGCAGACUGUGGCACGCGCCAGCGCGCGGCGUAGAGCGGCGUGCGGUCCCGAACCCAAACAAGGAUUUGCUUAUUUCCUUGUCUGUUAUGACCGGCAUGAACAAACUGUCCAGGAUGGUUUUGGUUUCACCGCUGCUACUGGACGAUUGAGUGAAUGUCAGUUUUUUAGUUCGCAAUUCCUAAAUAUAUGUUUAUGUAGCCUCCUUAAAAUAAUUUCGCUGGCUAUUACAGUACAUUUCAUUGGACGGAGUAGGGUGAGCGAACCGAAUAAAUUAUUGUCGCCUGGGGAACCAUUGUACCUAAUGUCUACAUUUCUUAGCUAGUUUAUUGUAUUUAGAUAUCUACAGUUUUAUACCUUUUUAUUAUAGCGGCUUUUAUUUCAACAAGUUUUUUGAAGUUAAUCCAUAACUGGCAGACGCCUGGGCUAAUUGGACAACACCGGAUAAAGUGAACGUCGCAAUUUCUUUUCAUUUUCUAAUCAACAUCGUUUUCGUAUUUCUUUAGGUGAUAGAGGUAUUCCCUGUUUACGGAAUGUACUAAACUUGUUUACAUCGGAGCAAAGACUGAAGGCCGUAGUUCGCGUACAUCCUAUGUAAUAAUCAUCUAUUCUGGUCCGUGUUUCUGUCGUACUACUAUUUGCGCUAUAGUACAUGAACACUGGGUUUAAGCUAUUUUUAUGUAACUUGAUAUUUCGACGGUCACAAAAACUUGACGUUGAAAAGUUAAUUUUAUCCAAAUGUAAUACAUUCGAUUAUAUUUGAGGGAUUGCUCUAAGUGUUUUAUGUAAAGUUCCUUUAUGAAACGUAUGUUGUAGGUUAGUCUUUUUGCAGAAAUAGAAAUGCGCAACCCAUUAUUAUAGUUAAAGGAUUUUCUGCUGUCUGAGCGUUUUUUCGUACUGUUAAUUACGUCUGGUCUACUGGGGGAUGUCCAGAUGUUUUGAUGUGCAUUCCUCCUCGAAUUUCCUUUGUUCUUUUUAGAUAAACAAAAUAAUCCCAGUUCCAGGCGCGUUUUAGACGGUAAAUCUGGAGGUUUUAGCUGGGUACUAUUAAGGAGAUUAUUUGGUCCUUUUAAUCUCCAAUCGGAGGAUUACCCGACGCUAUAUUGGUGUGUGCAGAUUAUUUUGAUUCUUUUCUGACCGCCACUAGCCUAUUAUUAGUAUCUAGAGCACCGGACCGCGGCGUUCGAAUAAUGGACUUGACUUUUAACUGCAAUUAAGACGGAACGAUGCGCUAUGGCCGUUUACCAGAUGGCAGUUAUCCUAGAUAUCGCCUGAGGGGAAUGUACCAGCUUAUAAGCAUGUUUUGAAACACUACCAAACAGACAUCGCGAGUGAUUGUGAGGGCUAAAAUAAUUUAUGCGUUUUGAACGCUACUUUGGAUGGUUUUUAAGUUGAGUUAAUAAAUAUAUAACGUUUUGUUGGAAACGUAAAACGAAAUAUUUGACUUUCGCUGAAGAAAAUUAUCAAAGAGAAGUUGAAGAUGGAAGAAGAAAAGGCACCCCCUAUAGACCCGGACUUUGCUCCUCAGACCCGACCGAGGUCUUGCACAUGGCCGCUGCCUAGACCCGAUAUUUCGACUGUCAAACAGGAGGGGGCGGACAGUACGGACUCUACUGGUACUCCACCAGCAGAAGAAGAUAAACAGGAGCCUCCGCCAAUCACAUCAGAGCCUGAGAAAACUGCCGUUUCAGAGGGCGGGGCUUCUGGUGGUGUGGGCGGAGCCACUCCGCGAAAGGGAUCCUCCCGGCGAAAUGCCUGGGGGAACCAGUCCUAUGCAGACUUAAUCAGUCAGGCCAUUGAGAACUCACCUGAGAAACGCCUCACUUUGGCACAAAUAUAUGACUGGAUGGUCAAAACUGUGCCCUACUUCAAAGAUAAAGGGGACAGCAACAGUUCAGCCGGGUGGAAGAACUCCAUUCGUCACAACCUGUCCCUCCACAACAAGUUCCUGCGCGUGCACAACGAGUCGACUGGAAAGAGCUCAUGGUGGAUGCUGAACCCCGAGGGGGGCAAGACUGGGAAGGCCCCCCGCCGGCGUGCCGCUUCUAUGGACAACAGCAAACUGCUAAAGAGUCGCAUGCGUGCCAAGCAGACGAAGAAGCAGGCAGGGGCAGCAGGGGGUCCUGGAAUGGGUGGUGGAGCCCUGCCAGGCGAAGGGGGUACUGGGCCAGGAGGGGCAGACAGCCCUGGGUCCUCCCAGCCAUAUCCUAAGUGGGGGGUAAACAGCAGUAGCCCCUCAUCACGUGGCAGCCUGGAUGAUCCGGAUAUGUGGACCAGCUUUCGGCCACGGAGCAGCUCCAAUGCCAGCACGCUGAGUGGCCGUCUGUCACCCAUUGCCCCAGGCAAGGAGGACGAGGAUGACCUUCCGGAAGAUGGACUGCUGGGGGGCUAUUCUUCAAACAGUGUGCCCCCCACCCUCACAGAGACCCUCCUGGAGGAGCUGGACCUGAUCGAUGGGUUAACAUUGAUGACUGCACAACAGGGUGGGGCCAGCCCCAGCACAGCACCCCCAGCACCACCCACCCCACUGCCCUCUGCCACCACCUUGCUAGCCCGUAGUCCUGGCUUUAGUACCUACCGGUCAUUGCAGACCCCCCAAGCUCCCCAAGUCAGUGCAGCCUCCCCUCAGGGUGGGGCACAGGUGCCUGUUCAGCAAGCACCUCCCUCCAAAUCCACUCCUGCCACCUCCAACUUUGGCAACUCCCUGUUCAACCCAAUGCCAAGCCCCGGGACUCAAGCCGGCCACUUUGGUGUGCAUGUGCCCUCGAGUCUGGAGGCUCUGCUGACUUCUGACUCGCCACCGCCAAGCGACGUCAUGAUGACCCAGGUGGACCCGCUGAUGCCGAGCCAGGGCGGGGCUGGGUUGCUGGGCCUGGGGCCAAACCUGGGGCCUGGCGCUCAAGGCAGCCAGCUCUUCUUGGGGAAAACCCUCCAGCAGAGCCCAGUGGCAGCCAUGACUCAGCAGCAGCAGGCCCAGCUGGCAUUAAGCAUGCUGCACCCUAGCAUGAGCCAAGACCCCCUUCAGCUUACCCAGGGCCCUCCCCCUUUUGACAGUGAUAACAGGGGUGUCCAGGGAAUGGGUCCAUUUGGGGGCCAGGGCUCCUUUCUGCCAAGCCAUGACCGGCUGCCCACUGACCUCGACAUUGACAUGUUCACAGAGAGCCUUGACUGCGAUGUGGAUUACAUCAUCAACAGCGACCUCAUGGAUGGAGAGGGCAUCGACUUCAACUUCGACCCCAUACCAACUCCAGGGCAGGCAUACUCAGGCCCAGCUACGACACAGGGCUCCUCCCACAACUGGGUGCCCAGCUAAGUUUCCAGUGGCACUUGCAGCUGAUGCAGGAUGGCGCUCCUCAUCAAAAGUGACCUGGCCCUAUGAUGGAAGAGAUCGCUGGGCGCUAAAACGGAUUCAUCUGUCCACUCCUUCCACCCACCCCAAUACUGCCAUCGUACCUCUGACUUGGAAGCUCUACCGUCUUUACAAGGCUGAAAGCAAGACACAGUACUUGGACUUGGCCAAAUUCUUUAACGAUAAUAUUUUGUAUAGUUUUUUUUUCCCUUAUGCUUCAUUAUUAUUAUUAGCAGGAUUAAAUCAGACCUCACCUCACCUCAUGUCAUGUGCCAAUUGGAAUAUGUUACUCUCGGAAAAGGGAGGACUUUGAAGACCUAAGCAGGAGGACUUUUUUUCUUCUCAUGAAUCAUUUUAAUGGAUUGCUUUUUCCCCUUACUUGUGUUCUUUUGAAGUGUCGGGUGUUUUUCUUUUCCAGUUUACUGAGAUGAUUAAGGGUAAGAGAAGGAAAAAACAUGGUAUAACAUUGGAGCACAUGCAACAGUGGUGCUUUUAUUAUUUUGUUAUUGUAGUAGUGAUAGGAGUAUGGAUCAUGACAUGCUUGACCUGCCUUUCACUCUUAUUCUGAUGGAAAAACAAACAAUACAGUGAAAAUCAACAAACGAAUGAGAACAAAACAUACGGCCAGUUACUCCUCCAAAAAGUAAGACUGCCUCUGUGUACAGUUCCAGGACACUGUCAGUUUUUGCGGUUUUGGAGUCCCGGUCCGGGAUGCAGCGUGGCGAGGCUCAGAGGUUCCAGGCAGUUUUGUGUCGGCCUUCACACCAGAGCCCGGUGCCCUGCAGUAGCAGCAAUGAGGAAGAAGACACCUGGAAAUGGUGUCUGCUAGGAGCUUGGGGAGCAGAUAUUGAGUAGCAGAGUGCAGCAUGGGUUGGGAUUUCAAUACUUCUGUGGUACGGGAAGUUUAAAAAAAAAAAAAUCUUUGAUUUCAAAGGGGUUUGGGGUGGGGAGGGGAAAGAUGGACGGUUUAGCAAUAUUUUGCAGUUUUAUGACAGCUUGGCUGACUAAUUUGGGCUUCACACUUGUGCUGGCUAUGGCGGCCAGCUCUACCAUGCCAGACUUUGCAGGUGUGCGUGUUUGUGGCAUGUUGAUGUGUUUAGAUGGUUUUCUUCUGAGUUUUGGUGCACAGUUAACAGUUUACUGAGAUGAAGAAAAAUGUGACUUGCAGAACUGUUAUGAAGAGGUGUGCUGGGACAGUAUUUGAUUUGUCAGAGUCAGCCAGCCCGUGAUUGGCUGGCUUUGACGCUCCGAUCUGUGAUACAGUAUGCCAUGCCUCUCUCGGGAAAGAAACCUUUAGAUGUUUGCACAGGUGAGGAUGUGUUUAUGAACAUCUGCUAGAAGAAGAAGCUUCUAGAGCUGAACUCCAGUAAUCUAUUCAAAAUAGAAAUAAAAGAACCAGACAUUUCAACAAAUUAAAAAAAUUCUUUGUGAUAUUCAAUCCCUAUAUAUUAAAACAAAACUAAACAAAAAGGUACCAUUUUAUGCUUGAAGCUUUUUAUAUAUUUUUAAAAGUGGACAACUCCUGAGUUUUCCACUCCUCUUAAAAUGGGGGAUUAAUAUGAAAAUAUUUUCUAUCACUGAUGAGUUUUUUUGUGUACUAACUUUUUGUAAGAAAUUAACAGUGUAAAAGAACAUAAAAUAUAUUUGAUUAUAGUUUUAAUAUACAACGCAGAUGACACAUUAGUUGAGUAUCAUUAACAUAUAAAUGUAUUACUAAGCAAGACAAACAUUUUAAAUGUUUUAAAUUAGAAGAAAGAAUUUGAGAUCAUUUUAACGGUCAUUUUCUAUAUAUUCUUUUAUUUUUGUAAAAGAUGAAAUGCAUGUAGAUUUUCUAUGUAACCAAAGGAACACUAAGAACUAUCAUACUCAUUUUGUCAGGGAGGAAAAGUAUUUCAGUGCAGAUAAGCUUCUCAAAAGGAAUUUGUUUAGUAACUGUCACCUAUAAGCAAAACAAAGAAGCAGAGGAAGCAGGCAGAAGUGAUCAGCAUUAAGAGGGUCAAUAUUUCGUACUUUUUUUUUGCCUUCUCUCGUGUAACUCUGAACAAAUGUGCCAGGGUUUGUUUACUUUUAAGAAUUGCCUAGGAUGAGCGGGCAACAAAAAAUUCCACCAGUUCAAAUUAGCUAAGAGAGUGGGGGUAAAAAAUAUAUAGAUGGGUGUUUUGGCAGAUGUGGCCCUUGGGCCCAGGAACUACAAAAAAAAUACCCACUUCUGGUAACCUCUGGAGUGUUAUCUGCCCAGG